Messenger RNA from Symbiodinium natans, 399 nucleotides. NCBI's taxonomy places the organism in Eukaryota, Dinophyceae, Suessiales, Symbiodiniaceae. The record is from the annotation of a GenBank genome assembly.
AUGUGGCUCGGUCCCCGCCGUGUUGGCGAUGACGGCGAGGACCGCGAACGUUUCCCGUGUUGGCGACCCUUGAACGGAGCGCGUGAGCCGAGGCUUGCAAAUCGGGGGGCAAGGCGUGGUCAGGCGGAAGAUUCCCGCACGCUUCAGUCAAAAACUCACCUAACGGAUCAGCCGUGGAAGAAUGUCGAAGAAACCGAGGACCCGAGCCUCCGCCUGCGCAGCAUCGCCGGUUCAAGCAGUGAUCAGGGCAAUAUCCUGUACGACACGAUGCCGCAGGUUGAUUGUGGCAAUCCCUACGGCGACAACGAGCAGAACGCACAGAGUCGUGGGGCGCCGCUGCUCGUGCGUUGCGACAGCUGCAUCGUGGGCUUGUGCAAUGUUCCGGACAGAAACCUGUAG